AUGGACAAAAAGUAUGUUGGUCUAAACACGGAGCCUAACCAAACAUGUGGCACCGCUAGCGUCAUUAGAAACAGUUGCAAAACUGGCAGUUGUUUACAGCUGCAGUUGCCAAGAGAUUUACAAUCCCGAGUUCAACAAAUUGUGACGCCUUUACAUCUCCAGCUGAACCAUCGCAUGAAAAUGUUGCUAUCAGAAAUGGCUGACAAAGUACCCGGAUACUACGAUUUAAUUAUAGUUUCUGCAGUCUCGUCCAGUCAUUUUGAGGAAGGCCAAGCAAUGCUCUAUAAUAUUCACAAGCAUCUGUUUCCACAUUUACGCAAUUUUACAUUUGUAUAUUAUAAUUUGGGGCUUUCGGCAGAGCAGCGCAAUAUCUUGUCCAAAAUAUGCAGAUGCCAUCUUAUUGACUUUCCCUUCGAACUUUUCCCGGAGUUUGUCAGGUUCCGGAAAUGUUACACCUGGAAACCUUUAAUUGUAAGUGCUCAUAUUUCUAGAAGUAAUCUUCUUGUUUGGAUCGACGCUUCAGUCAGAUUUAAUUCGGAAUUUAACAAAUUUACGGAACUUCUUAACCGAGCACGUAGUCGAGGAAUGCAAGUGUUUUUGAAUAAACAAACCAUCGCUCAUGCUACACUGCCAAGUAUGUUCCACUUCUUCGGGGAUGAGGCUUGUGUGUAUGUGAACUCUUCUGUCACUGUGGCUACUGUUUUAGUUUUCCACAACAACUUGGUUGUGCGAAGGGCGAUUGUGGAACCCUGGGCUGCCUGCGCCAUUAGCAGACGGUGUAUGUGUCCUAGAGGAGUGGACCUUUUCCAAAUUAGAAUAUCCUGUCAUUUGGAGACGGGUGAGUAUGGUACCUGCCAUCGCUUUGACCAGUCGGCGAUUAGUAUUAUACUUGCAAAGAUGUAUCAGGAUGGACUCGACUAUAUAGUGGCGCCCAUGAAGGAUUAUCUUGAUAUGAAAAGGGGUGACAAAAUGAAGUAUCCGUUUGUAAAUAUUACAAAAGUGAUUUAA
This is a messenger RNA of Candidula unifasciata, 1008 nucleotides long. The record is from the annotation of a GenBank genome assembly. Lineage: Eukaryota; Metazoa; Mollusca; Gastropoda; Stylommatophora; Geomitridae.